Messenger RNA from Striga asiatica, 2885 nucleotides. The record is from the annotation of a GenBank genome assembly. Lineage: Eukaryota; Viridiplantae; Streptophyta; Magnoliopsida; Lamiales; Orobanchaceae.
CUGAAAUGAUAUAAAACGACAUAAGGGCCCUCACACCUCCACUGCUAUUUCCAUACCUUUCAACCUUUCCUCUCCCUCUCAUAAAUCCCCCCUUUCUAUCUCCAUACCCUUUCUAUCCCCAGAUAACAUUGUUUUAUUUUGUAAAAAAUAAAAUAAAACAAAUUAUUGCCACUGUUUUAUUGAAUUAAAUUAUUGCACAACCAACCAUUUCCCCCCACCACGACGCCGUUUUGGACCUCUCCAUAAGGUAAUAUGGCUCUAUAUAAUCCGCACUUACUAUCAUCCUUUUCUCAUCUCAUUUCCUACAGAUUUUUCUUAUCAACAUUUAUUUUUACUUUUCUGUUUCAUUUAAUCCGAUAACGUUGAAUCAGAUUCAAUCGAAGAUACUGUAAUGGCGGAGCAGCCUUCGAUAUCGAAUUCCGUCACGAACCCCCACCCGCCUCGCAAGAAGCGAAGAACAACCGGGUCGAAUUCUCCCUCCGGGUCGAGAUGGAAGACCGCGGACGAGCAGCGGAUCUACUCGUCGAGGCUGGCCGACGCGCUUCGGUCCCUCCGCCGCUCGGAUUCCACCGUCGUCGCCGUCCGGGAUGCCGCCGACCGGGUCCUGGCCGUCUCCGCCAGGGGCAGGACACGCUGGAGCCGGGCGCUGAUGACCCGCCGGCUCGGCCUCCGGCUUUCUCAGAUAAGGAGGAAGCACAGGCGGGCCGCUAGACCGGACGCCGGGCCAAGAAAACCGGCGGCCCAAGUUAAACUACCUCCGCCGCUGCAGAGGAAAGUACGGGCCUUGGGCGGGUUGGUCCCCGGCUGCCGGAAGCUUUCCCUCCCGAGCCUUUUAGAAGAGACGGCCGAUUAUAUUGCCGCCCUGGAAAUGCAAGUCAAAGCUAUGGCGUUUAUCGCCGGCGUUAUUGACCGUGGCGUAGGAAUGUCGUCGGUAGAUUGAAUCCCCAUUUCCUUGCAUAAGGCAUCACCAGUCCUUCAGUGAGUCUUUGUCUUUUUUGCAUCUUCUUUCACCUUAUUUCUAUUACCUUUUCUUUUCUGUUUUGUUUGGAUCGGGUUUGCAGAUUAGGGCUCUUGAUAUAUUCAUCAUACUAUAUGGAAGAAGGCGAGGAUAUUGUUCAUAACUAGGGUCCUUUCACUUGUCGGAAAAGGAAGCAAAUAUUAUCCCGAUUGAGAAUGAAGAUGUUCAGCCGGGGUCGGAGGCAUGUCAGAAAAGCCUUUUCGGAUAAAUCAUUGGUCAGAAAACAGCCCACCUAGCAGGAAUCAGACGCACGAUUAACCUAAUUUGGCAGAUUAAAGGUACAGUAAGCAUCAGCUCCAACUUUUUCCAAUUUAUAUUCUAGGAUGUGGAAGAUAAACAAAAAGUGGCAAAAGGAGCUUCGAAAAUCAGUCGCUCAUUGGGAGGAAGACCUAUCACCAGAACAUCCAAUUUUCAAUGAAUUGGAUGUAUGGGUCCAAAUUUGGAAUAUUCCAGUCAACUGAAGAGGUGGGCAUGAAGGAGGAUUCCUAGCUGGAAAAUGCAUCAGAAUUCUAGAUGUGCUAGCAUCCAACUGGGAAGUAAGAAAGUUAUUGUUGAUUUCAAGUAUGAGAAGUUGCCAAAUGUCUGUCAUUAUUGUGGAAGGCUAGGCCAUUUUGAUAGAUCCUGCGAGAAGAGAGAAACAGAUAUUGCUGAAGGAAAAUUGACUAAAGGGAUGUUUGGAGACUGGAUCAGAGUUCAAGACUCUUUCACCAUCUUCCCCACAGUUCAGUGGAACCUCGGAACCCCCAAAAACCAACAAUGCUAAUGGCAAGCAAUCUUCUGAAACCAGUAAUAACCCUACCCCUUCUCAACCCAACAUCACCACUCCAAAUCAAAAAACAACAGAUAGCCCUCACACACUUUCGCAAACCUCAGCACCAAACUCAACUCCCACCACACUACCUACCACAUUUCCCACAAUAACUCCUCUAGCCAGCAAAGAACCUACCCCAAUACAAAUGGAAACUGAAGAGCCAUACUCACAAUUACAUCCCACAGCACCAGGCCAACCCUGGCCUCUACUCAUCACUCUCGCCCCUCAUCCUGUUAGCCAAACACCUUCACCAGCUGAACCAUCUAUCCCGGCUAAAAAAGGCUGGAGAAGAAAAUAUCAAAAUAAAACACAGAUAAACCCAGAUUCCAUUCCAGCCAUAGCUGCCAGAGGGAAAAGGCAAUUAUCCAUUCAGGAACCACUGCAAAUAUCAGAGGAGCUUCAUCAGUCCAAUAAACAGAAAGCAGAUUCAAUGGAGGUGAGAGAGGCCAGCCUUAAAUGGUCGCACCCAGAUCUCAUUCAUUUGGAAUUGUAGAGGGUUGGGUGGGCCCUCUACAAUUUCCCAACUCAAGGAGAUGUGGAAACUCCACCACCCAAUUUUGGUAUUUUUAGCUGAAACCAAAAAUAAUUCUCAUUUUGUAAAUACUGUUAGUAGGUCUAUGGGCAUAGAAGGGAAUUGGGCAACAGUAGAACCUCAAGGUAGGAGUGUAGGAUUAGCUUUAUUUUGAAGGGAUUCUAUAUAUAUAUAUUAAGCAGAUUAUUAAUCUUAGUUUUUGUAUUCAAGUUGAAUUUUGGGAUCCAAUGAAAGCUUGCAAUGUGUGGGGAGUUUUUGUGUAUCUUAGUACAGAUCAGAGGAUUAGGAUACUUCAAUGGGACUGUCUGGUUAUGGAGAGUGGGAAAUGGGAGCUUGGAAUGAUGUUCUCCAAGCAGCUGACAAGAGAGGGGGUAGAAGUAGGGCUGAAAGUUCAAUGCUUCCUUUCAAAGAGUUUGUGGGGCAAAUGGGAAUGCAAGAAUUUGGGUGGAAGGGUUACCAAUAUACUUGGGGGAACAAUAGAAUUGGGGAGGGAUUUGUAGAGGAAAAAAUUGAUAGAAUAUUUG